Molecule: messenger RNA, 2588 nt
Organism: Phalacrocorax carbo (great cormorant)
Lineage: Eukaryota; Metazoa; Chordata; Aves; Suliformes; Phalacrocoracidae
Source: RefSeq, a predicted model, not a curated record
CGGCCCAAGGCGGCGGUCGGGGCGGGGGGGCGCGCGGCGGUACCGGCGGUACCGGGAGCGGGGCCGCCGCCGCCAUGUGGCUGUGGCUGUGCGGCGGGCGGCGGCACCGCCGCCUCGGGGGCUUCGCCUUCCUCCUCAUCGCCGUGCUGCUGCUGUUGCUGCUGCUGCACAGGUUUAACUGGAGUGAGCUGAUCCCUCUGCGAUUAUGGGGGAGGACCCUAGGCUUGCAGACAGAAAACUCACAGUUCCUCCUGGAAGGAAUGCCCUUCCGUAUAUUUGGAGGUUCCAUGCACUAUUUCCGAGUCCCCAGGGAAUACUGGGAAGACCGCAUGCUUAAGAUGAAAGCGUGUGGCUUAAACACCCUCACGACGUACGUGCCAUGGAACCUUCAUGAACAAGAAAGAGGGAAGUUUGACUUCAGUCGAAAUCUGGAUCUAGAGGCCUUCCUUUUACUGGCAGCUAAAAAUGGACUGUGGGUGAUUCUGCGUCCUGGACCUUAUAUCUGCUCUGAAUGGGACCUUGGUGGUCUGCCUAGUUGGCUACUGCAAGACCCAGGGAUGCAACUGAGGACAACGUACAAGGGCUUCACAGAAGCUGUGGAUGCUUAUUUUGAUCAUCUAAUGCCUAUUGUAGUCCCUCUUCAGUACAAGAAAGGAGGCCCCAUCAUUGCAGUGCAAGUGGAGAAUGAAUAUGGCUCCUACGCCAAAGACCCAGACUACAUGACCUAUGUUAAAAUGGCCCUGUUAAACAGAGGGAUCGUGGAACUGUUAAUGACCUCAGACAAUAAGAACGGGCUCUCAUUUGGCUUAGUGGAAGGAGCACUGGCCACUGUUAACUUUCAGAAAAUGGAAAGUGGGCUACUGAAAUAUCUGGACACAGUUCAGAAAGAUCAGCCAAAGAUGGUCAUGGAGUAUUGGACUGGGUGGUUUGAUAACUGGGGCGGCCCUCACUAUGUCUUUGAUGCAGAUGAAAUGGUGAAUACUGUAGCAAGCAUCCUCAAAUCAGGAGCAUCCAUCAAUCUCUACAUGUUUCACGGAGGCACCAACUUUGGCUUCAUGAACGGUGCUUUGGAGGCUGAUGGAUACAAGUCAGAUGUCACCAGUUAUGAUUACGACGCUGUGCUGACAGAGGCUGGAGACUACACAUCCAAAUUUUUCAAGCUCCGACAACUCUUCAGCAUGAUCAUUGGCCAGCCUCUUCCUCUCCCUCCCAUGAUUGAAAGCAAGGCAUCGUAUGGUGCAAUCCUGCUGCAUCAAUAUAUCUCCCUCUGGGAUGUGUUACCCUCCCUUUUACAGCCCAUUAAGUCAGAGUUUCCUAUUAACAUGGAGAAUCUGCACCGAAAUGAUAGCAGCGGGCAGUCGUAUGGAUAUGUGCUCUACGAGACGGUCAUAUUUGGUGGUGGACAUCUGCAUUCAAGGGACCAUGUCCGUGACCGAGCACAGGUGUUUGUUAACACCAUGUACGUUGGUGAGCUGGACUACAAAACGGUGGAGCUCUCCCUUCCUGAAGGACAGGGAUUCAGGCAGCUAAGGCUCUUGGUAGAGAACCGCGGUCGUGUCAAUUAUGGCCUGGCAUUGAAUGAACAGAGGAAAGGCUUAAUUGGUGACGUCUACUUGAAUAAAACCCCCUUGAGGAACUUCAAGAUUUACAGUUUGGAGAUGAAACCUAGCUUCAUGAAAAGCUUGCAACAUACUGCUGGAUGGAGUGCAGUCCCGGACUACUUUGUCGGUCCGGCUUUUUUUCGCGGAAGGCUGUGGAUAGAGCAUCAGCCACAGGAUACCUUCUUGAAGCUACAGGGCUGGGAAAAAGGAGUUGUGUUUGUCAAUGGUCAGAACCUGGGCCGCUACUGGAAAAUUGGACCUCAGGAAACACUCUACCUUCCUGGCCCCUGGUUAUGGAAAGGGAGCAAUGAGAUUGUCAUAUUUGAAGAACGCACUGCCGGACGGAUAAUACAGUCUGUCGACAUACCUUAUUUAGGAAGGACCCAGUACGUGGACUGAUGAGAGCUCCUUUCCCAUGUGUGGUUCAUCUUGAAUAUUUCUGGUUGCAUGUCUGGGGACACGAUGGCCCAGGCCCAGUUAAUUUCCACUAGACCCAGGUAAAGGAUUUGCUCUCUGGCAGUAAGUUCAGAAGACAAGAAUGGGCCCCGAAGGAAGCUCAUCUCCCUGCACUACUGAGGACCCACAGCUUGGAUGGCUGCGCAUGAGGUUAUGGACCGUCUGGUGAAUGUGGGGGAGUAAAAAGCUGCUGAAGGCAGGAGGGAGAGAGAGAGAGAGAUAAUACGAAAGAAUUGAAGCCAUCAGAACUGAAAGCUGAGCUCGACUUUACUACUGGCCUCCUCGUUUUUAUAAUUAGAUAGGGAAAAAAUAGUUGGUGGACAUGGGAGUAACCAGGAAUGGAAAACCAUUUUGUUGUGCUUCCAGGCAGAAUUUGGCAGCUCAGUCUGCAAAGAGGCCAUUACUUGUUCAGAUGUUGGAAGCCAACUUGGUUGUCAAAUGACUUUAAUUCGAGCUUUUUCCUCACUAAGUCUUACUGUGGAGGUUGUCUCUCUCUCAAAAAGGAAAAAAAAAAAACUUUAAAAAGUGAAA